Molecule: messenger RNA, 1420 nt
Organism: Amaranthus tricolor (Joseph's coat)
Lineage: Eukaryota; Viridiplantae; Streptophyta; Magnoliopsida; Caryophyllales; Amaranthaceae
Product: vesicle-associated protein 1-1-like
Exons: 8
Coding region: 257-973 (238 amino acids)
Biological process (GO): endoplasmic reticulum membrane organization
Cellular component (GO): plasma membrane; endoplasmic reticulum membrane
Source: RefSeq, a predicted model, not a curated record
AAAAGAAUAAAAUGUCUAGCACGUUGCAAUUUUCUUUCUAUUAAAAACAUAAGAAAGUAGUACUCUUUCCUUACCACUUCCCCAACUCCAACCCAACAAAAUUCAUUCAUUCAUUCCAUUUUCCCAUAACCAAAUCAAUUUCUCUACCCACCUAAUUAUACAAUUUUCCUUCUCGCUCAAUUCUCGAUUUCUCCGUCGAUUUUGCCUCAAAUUCAUCUACGAAAUCCGUCGGAUCUUGCCUUUGUUCCAAUUCGAGAUGAGCACGGGCGAGCUUCUCAACAUCGAACCUUUAGAGCUCAAAUUUCCAUUUGAGCUUAAGAAGCAGAUCUCGUGUUCUCUUCAAUUGUCUAACAAAACCGAUAACUAUGUCGCUUUCAAGGUCAAAACUACGAAUCCGAAAAAGUAUUGCGUUCGUCCUAAUACUGGCGUAGUAUCUCCUCGAUCAACGUGUGAUGUUAUUGUUACUAUGCAAGCACAAAAGGAGGCACCUCCUGAUAUGCAAUGCAAGGAUAAAUUUCUUCUUCAGAGUGUAAUUGCUAAUGAUGGAGCAACUGUUAAAGAUAUCACUCCCGAAAUGUUUAGCAAGGAGGCUGGACAUGUAGUUGAGGAGUGUAGAUUGAGAGUGGUUUAUGCUUCCCCUCCUCAGCCACCCUCACCUGUUCCAGAAGGCUCUGAAGAAGGUAAUUCGCCUAGGGGUUCUAUUUCAGACAAUGGUCAUUUCAGCACUAUGGAGUCUGCUGCUGCGUCACGAGCAUUUGGUGAAUCCCAAGAGAAACCUACAGAGGCAAAAUCUCUGAUUGCUAAGCUGACUGAGGAGAAAAAUGCUGCGAUCCAUCAAAAUAACAAACUUCGACAAGAAUUGGAACUUUUAAGGCGAGAAGCUAACAAAAGCCAAGGCGGUGUUUCGUUCAUGCUUGUCAUAUUAGUUGGCUUGAUUGGAGUAAUAUUGGGCUAUCUAAUGAAGAAUGCUUGAGGAUGAGGAAGCCAGAAGAAAGGCAGACAUAAAUUUUCCUGUUAAUUUUCUUGUAUUAUUUACAUGGGUAAUUAGAGAAAGAAAGGAUAAGUGAUGGUGCUGGCUGUUGUUUAUGUUGAGGAAAGUGGGAAAGAAUUUUUUAGGUAAUGUUCAUGUGUUUGUAGUUAUCUGAUUGACUAGCAUUUAUGAACUUGUUGAGAUUUUAGUUUAUUUUAUAUUUUUGGGUGUAGACAAUUGAUGUGUCUGAAGCAACGUCAUCCUUCGCUAAUUUAACAAACUUUGUAUUUCCAUUUGUACUCUAUUACUCUCUGUUUUACUCUACAGUAAUCCCUCGUGAUUUUUCCAAUUAUUAGUCCUCUUAUUUAACAAUUUCUCUCUUCCUUUUACUAUGAUAUCUUUUGUCAUACUCUUGUUAAAAGGACGAAGAUCAACCCUAUGAAUGUACUU